AUGUAUCCCCGCCGUUCACCUGUUUCUCCGCCUCCACCCGUGUGGCUAACAUGGAGAAAUUGGGAAUCUGUGGCAGUGGGUGUCUCAGACCUCCCUAAGGAAACCAGCACCUACGCUCUAUGGGACGCUUUUUCGAACGAGGGCAACAUCUUCUCCAUCGAUAUUUUCGAAGACCGCAACGGUAACCGAUCAAGCCGUGGGCGGAUUCGCUUCAAGCCCCCUCCUACCAGAGAUUUUUGGUCAAACCAAACCUAUCCCUUUAAAUUGCGCAAUGGCCUAAUCUGCUACCUCCAGCUCAACAUCGAACUGAAUUCUUAUGAGCCGUGGGUGCCCAGCCCCGUUCGUGAGGGUGUAUUCUAUCCAACAGAAAUUGAACUCUAUCUAUCCAAAUUGGAUGUUGGAGUCUGCCCAGAUGAGAAAACAUUCUUUCCAAUGCGCACAUUCGAGAGUUCCAACUCCCUAAAAUCCGUUUGGGACGUCCGAGCCCGAGCACUCUAUAUAUUUUUUGAGCUGGCAAUCCGUCAAUCCAGUUCAAAGCGCACAGGGGUUGUGACGCCUCCGUCUUUGUAUCGGAUCCGAAUGAAGUUUUUUGAGCUCUCAAAAGUAUGGGAAAUGAAGAACAACGGCACGAGCGAGCAUUGCUACGUCAUCGUGCUUGACGCUCCUCCUAUCUUUCACCGUCAAACUUCUACCACCGCAUUCAACUCGGAGAUUACCUGGAGAGCUUCUGAUACAUGGUAUCGUCAGACUUCUGUUGUCCACAACCCUUUGUCCCAGGCGAACAUCUCUACCAACCUGCGCAAGUCGGGCCAGAUCAUUGACACAGGCAGAUGGAACGUAUUCAAGAUCACGUUCUCCCGAGACGAUGUCCAUAAUUUAAAGGUCAUUCAAGAGAUCUUGAAGGACCACAAUAUCAUCAUCAAUGAUGGCAGUUUCACGGAAUCCACUGUGCGUCCUCAAGCAGUUUGGAAAUGGAUUGACCAUACAGAAUCAACGCAUGGCAUGUCCAUGCUCGAAAACCUGUAUGACCAGGAUUUUGUUCACCUGCCAUUCUCUGUCCGCUACCAACUCGAAGUAUGCCUCUCAAACAGAUAUUUUUCGGAGUUCGCAGUGCUCAGAAAAUUUCUCUUGAAGCUCAUGGAGCUCGGAGAAGCCGAUGCCAAGGCUCUCCUGGAACAUGUGGCUACAAGCAGGAAGAGCUAUAUUGACCCCAUGCAGAUCUUCAAUCUGCAGUUCCGCAAACCGAAGUCCAAGCUUAGCAAGCAUUGCUGCUACAUGCGCAGCGCCAGGGUGACACCGACAACUAUUUACUACAGCACACCUACUGUGGAUACUUCCAACCGUGUCACUCGCCGGUACAUUGAAUUUGCGGACCGUUUCCUUCGGGUUCGAUUUACAGACGAGGUAACCCAGGGUAGGAUACAUUCCAGCUUCAACGAUAGCAAUGAUGAAACGUUCACUCGGGUCAAAAGAACCCUGACUAGGGGCAUUACAGUAGGGGACCGUCACUAUGAAUUUCUAGCUUUCGGAAACUCCCAAUUCCGUGAACAUGGUGCCUAUUUCUUUGCUCCGACGCCAGACCUAACAGCCGCUCAUAUUCGGGCUUGGAUGGGUCAGUUCAACCAUAUUCGGAACAUCGCAAAAUUUGCCGCGCGACUGGGUCAGUGUUUCUCUACUACUCGCCCUGUCUCUGGUUGUCGAGUUGAGAUUAAAAUGUGCGAGGAAGUCGUCCGCAACGGCUUUACCUUUUCGGAUGGAGUCGGUAAAAUCUCCAGGUUUCUCGCGGAGAUGACCGUGACCGACCUCAAUAUUGAAACGAGGACCGGGAAACCACCCUCUGCAUUUCAGUUUCGUCUUGGGGGCUGCAAAGGUCUGCUGGUUGUUUCCCCGGACCCUCAGCCUAAGGAGAUUCAUAUCCGCCCCAGUCAGCUCAAGUUUGAAGCCAAGGCAAAUGGACUAGAAAUUAUUCGCUGGUCACGAUACUAUCCCGCAACGUUGAAUCGCCAAAUGAUUCUCGCACUGUCGGCUCUCAAGAUCCCGGAUAGAGUAUUCCACCAAAAGCUUAACAUCAUGCUCGAGGACUUAAAUUUAGCCAUGAGCCAAGUCGAGCCCGCAGUUCGCCAGCUCCACAGGUUUGUUGAUCCCAAUCAUAUCACGAUCAGUCUAGCUCGCAUGGUGAGGGAGGGAUUCAUGCAGAUCAAUGAGCCUUUUGUUACCUCAAUGCUCCAAUUGUGGAAAGCAUGGCAUCUGAAGAAUAUCAAGGAGAAAGCCCAUAUUGUGAUUGAUCAAGGUACAAAUCUGUUUGGCUGCAUGGAUGAGAUGGGAGUUCUGAAGGGCCAAUUCAAUCAUAGCCCCAGUCUUCGAACGGCAUCAUAUGAAGAGAGAAUUACUGCCGUUCCUGAGAUAUUCGUUCAAGUUUGCCGCUUGGAAGGUGGUAAGCCUGAGGUCAUUAAAGGGCUCUGCAUAUUAGCCCGGAAUCCGUCUCUCCACGCUGGUGAUAUUCGUGUUGUGAAUGCGGUCGAUAAACCAGAGCUCAGAUAUCUUUGUGACGUUGUGGUUUUACCGAAGACUGGCGAUCGAGACCUGGCUAGCAUGUGCUCCGGUGGAGAUCUUGACGGUGAUGACUAUAUGGUAUUAUGGGAUCAAGACCUUAUUCCUCAGAAUUGGUUUAUGACUCCAAUGAAAUACAGCAGCAACAAAGCUCCCGAUAUGGACCACGAUGUCACCGUUGAUGAGAUCACAUCAUUCUUCGUGACAUACAUGAAAAAUGACAGCCUCCCUCGAAUUGCACACGCCCAUAUGGCUCAUGCUGACAGGCUCCCCGGUGGUGUUCUCGAGACCAAAUGUCAACAGCUUGCGAAAUUGCAUUCUGAUGCGGUUGACUACGUCAAAACAGGAAGUGUUGCAAACAUGGAUCGCGAUUUGGAGCCUCGUCAAUGGCCACAUUUUAUGGAGAAGAAGCACAAACGCCCAGAACAGAUCUACAAAUCGCGAAAGAUCCUAGGUCAGAUUUACGAUGCAGUGGAGACGAAAGAUUUCGCACCAACACUCAACCUACCGUUCGACGCUCGAAUCCUGAAUUGCGAGCUUGUCCCUGCCAGUGAACAAUACCUUGAAUUUGCAGCAGAUUUAAAAGUCAAUUAUGAUACCGCAGUGCGUCGAAUUAUGGCACAGUUUGACAUCAAGACCGAAUUUGAGGUCUGGUCCACUUUCGUCAUGUCCCACAACUGCCUCUGUCGUGACUACAAGAUCCAUGAAGAUCUAGGCCGCAUAACUGGAUCUCUCCGCGAGGGUUUCCGGCAUACAUGCUAUGAAAAGGUCGGCGGACGCACGUUUGAAGAAACUGCCCCGUUGGUUGUAGCCCUUUACCGCGUGACGCACGAAGAGAUGGCAUACACACUGCAAGCCCAAAAAAAUCCGGUUCUCAAUGAUUACGACGAUACAGACGAAGCAGGCAGCGAGGAAGGUGGCAAGAUACAGCUACCGCUCAUCAGUUUUCCAUGGAUUUUUCAUGAGUUCCUCGGCAAGAUAGCGAUAGGCAAUUUCAAUAUGCCAGUUGCAGAUGCGGUUGCCGAUGGCGAAUUGCCACAGGUCAAGAAAAAGAUUUACACCCAGGCGGAGGUGCAGAUGCUCCUUUCCGGAUUGAAGAGUUUUGCUACGGAAGCGGGCACAGAAUCUGAUUUAGUUGAUGUAAUUCCUCCGGAGAGUGCGCCUCCUGGUCAGAACAGUCCCCAGUGUCAUUACAGUGAUUCUGUAGCGGGUGUCAAUUCCCACACAUCUGGCUUCGAGUCAGAUGUUCAUCUGGGUAGACGCCACGAGAGCAAAGAGGAAGCUGAGCUGUGCACUGAUACAAGUUCCCAUAAGGCCUGUGAAGCGGGCGGCGAAAACCAUGAGUCUAGAGCUAUGGUCGAAAUUGUUGAGCAAGGUGGAGACGUGGAACCCGGCGCUCUGGAUGAUUUGCUUCGCUUGCUCGGUGGUGAUUGA
Penicillium longicatenatum is the source of this 3984-nucleotide messenger RNA. RefSeq lists its product as uncharacterized. The record is from RefSeq and is a predicted model, not a curated record. Gene Ontology annotation, cellular component: nuclear RNA-directed RNA polymerase complex. NCBI's taxonomy places the organism in Eukaryota, Fungi, Ascomycota, Eurotiomycetes, Eurotiales, Aspergillaceae. Gene Ontology annotation, molecular function: nucleic acid binding; RNA-directed RNA polymerase activity. The coding region runs from base 1 to 3984 and encodes 1327 amino acids. Gene Ontology annotation, biological process: siRNA processing. The transcript has 4 exons.